Pezoporus occidentalis (night parrot) is the source of this 1493-nucleotide messenger RNA. RefSeq names its product PAK1 interacting protein 1 (gene PAK1IP1). The record is from RefSeq and is a predicted model, not a curated record. Bases 170 to 1276 code for a protein of 368 amino acids. The transcript has 10 exons. NCBI's taxonomy places the organism in Eukaryota, Metazoa, Chordata, Aves, Psittaciformes, Psittacidae. Gene Ontology annotation, molecular function: protein binding.
GACCACUUCCUCCUCCGCGACGGUUGCCGGAGGCCGCAGAACGUUCCUCGACGGAGCGCUGCCGGCCUCUAGUCACGGGCCCAGAACUGGCGCGGGCGCAGGCAGCGCGGCGGACGGACCGCGGCUGACGGCGGCAGGACCCCGAGCUAGUGCCGCGUGUUGGGGUGGAAUGGAGCUGGUAGCGGGCUGUUACGAGCAGGUUCUCUUCGGGUUCGCUGUGCGACCCGCCGAGUCCUGGACAGUUGCCCCUGAUUUUACACAUCAUGCACACACUGCCUCGUUGUCAGCGGUAGCUGUGAAUAACAGAUAUGUGGUCACUGGGAGCAAAGAUGAGACAAUCCAAAUCUAUGACAUGAAAAAGAAGGUAGAACAUGGGGCACUGCUGCAGCACAAUGGCACAGUAACUUGUUUGGAGUUCUAUGGUACUGCACAUCUACUGAGUGGGGCUGAAGAUGGGGUAAUUUGUAUCUGGAACACAAAAAGAUGGGAGUGCCUGAAAUCCAUUAAGGCACAUAAGGGGCAUGUGACAUCUCUUUCUAUCCAUCCUUCUGGGAAAUUAUGUUUGUCAGUAGGAACAGAUAAAACAUUAAGAACUUGGAAUCUUGUAGAAGGACGAUCAGCCUUUAUCAAAAACCUGAAGCAAAAUGCCCACAUAAUUAAAUGGUCCCCUGAUGGAGAGAAGUACGUGACUGUGAUAACAAAUAAAGUGGAUAUCUACAAACUUGACACAGCUUCAAUCACUGGCACUAUCACAACAGAGAAGAGAAUUUCUUCACUUAGAUUUAUUACAGAUUCUAUUCUUGCCAUAGCUGGAGGUGAUGAAAUUAUAAGGUUCUACAGCUGUGACUCUCAGAAAUGCCUGUGUGAAUUCAAAGCUCAUGAAAACAGAAUAAAAGAUAUCUAUAGUUUUGAAAGAGAAGGACAGCACAUUAUUGUUACUGCAUGCAGUGAUGGUUACAUUAAAAUGUGGAAUCUGGAUCUUAAUAAGAUUAAAGAUGUACCAUCUUUACUGUGUGAAGUCAAUAGCAAAGCUAGGCUGACUUGUCUUGCAGUCUGGCUUGACCAAGCUUCAGAAAUUAAAGAAAACUCUGAUAAGGUUGCAACAUUGUCUCAAGCAAAUGAAGAUGAAAAACCAUCCAUAGUCAGGAAAAACGAAGGUUGUUGGACUGAUAAAAGUGGUAAAACAGCAAAAAGAAAAAGAAAAAUUGUUCCAGAGAAGCAAAAAUUGGAAGCUCCACUGCAAAAGAAGAAAAAGAAAUGGAAUAGCUCAGCAUGAAGGCAUUUUCUCAGACAAAAAGUAGAUGCUGGUGUUGCUGUAGUUUUUACAAGGAUAUAAACCUGUGGCAAUACAUAUACCUCUGAACUGAUCUGUUGAUUAAAAGUAAUGAAUGUUUUUACCCUAAUAAAUUGCCUAAUCAUCCUGGGAAGUAGCAAAAAAAACACCGCAACUUUUCCUAAGUGAAUGAGGCAAAAAUAAAUUCGUAAUAUGUAAU